Messenger RNA from Colletotrichum destructivum, 1434 nucleotides. Its product is annotated as Putative ankyrin repeat-containing domain superfamily. The coding region runs from base 1 to 1434 and encodes 477 amino acids. NCBI's taxonomy places the organism in Eukaryota, Fungi, Ascomycota, Sordariomycetes, Glomerellales, Glomerellaceae. The transcript has a single exon. Gene Ontology annotation, molecular function: protein binding. The record is from RefSeq and is a predicted model, not a curated record.
AUGAGUCUUCUACUCGACAAGUAUGGAAGUGAGGUUCAGAUUACUGAAGAAGUUGUUGAGGCUGCAGUACAAAACUCUACCGCUGCUGCAGACGUGAUGGGUAUACUGAUUGAUGAGCGUGGAGAUGACAUUCGGAUCACAGAGAAAAUUGUCGAGAUGGCAGUCCUAAACGAGUGGAGCGGCGCGGAAGUGAUGGACCUCCUUCUUGACAGGCGUGGAGACGAAGUCCGGAACACCGAAGAGAAUGUUCAGCUGGCAAUGAUGAACUCGCGUUCCGGCGCUGGAGUGAUUAUGUCACUUUUGAAACGGCGAGGUCAUGACGUUCACAUCACGGAACAAGUUCUCAUAUUUGCAGCUGCACAUGGAAGCUGGACUCGGCGCCUACGUUACGGAUUGCUGGACCUCAUUCUCGAUCACCGGAUGAAGGAAGCUGAACCUACUGAAGAUGUCGCCUAUGCAGCGGCUGGUAACCACUACAACGGUGUGCAUCAGAUAUCAUUGCUUCUUGAAAGGUUCGGCGAUGCAGUCCCGAUCACGGAAAGGGUCCUCGAGGCCUCGGUUUGGAACCAUAACUGUGGUAAUCAGGUGACGGCAUUGCUUCUCAAUAGACGCGGAGACAACAUUCAGAUCACCGAAAGGGUUGUCAAUGUUGCAGUGCAAAACGAGGACUGCGGCGACAGAGUGAUGGCAGUGCUUUUUCAGGGGCAGGGAGACAACAUUCCGAUUACUGAGCAAGUCCUCAUAUCAGCAGCUCAGAACCAGAAGUGCGGGAACAGAAUCCUAGAGAUACUCUUCGAUAGGUGCGGAGACGACAUCCCGAUCACCAACGACAUCGUCCACAGCGCGGCUUCCAACCGUGGCUGCGGCGACAAAACGAUGACGGUGCUUCUCGAGAGACGUAGGGAUAUCAAGAUCACCAAAAACGUACUCAAGGCUACGAUUUGGAAUCCGGGUUGCGGCGACAAAGUAGUGGCGGCAAUACUUGACAACCGCGGAGACAUCAAUUUCCAGGACGGCGAGUACGACGACGAUCUUCAAACAGCUUCACUCUAUGGCCACCAAGUCAUCGUCCAGAUGCUCCUGGGGAAGAAAAUAGACGUCAACGCCCAGGGCGGUUGGCUUGGAAACGCUCUGCAGGCCGCCUCAUGCCAAGGCCACACGAAAAUAGUCCAAAUGCUCCUUGACAACAAUGCAGCUGUCAACGCCCAAGGGGGGGAGUACAACACCGCUCUCCAGGCUGCUUCGUACGGGGGCUACGUUGGGAUUGUCCAGACACUUCUUAACAACAACGCAGAUGUCAACGCCCAGGGCGGUUCGUCUGGAAACGCUCUGCAAGCUGCUUCAUUCCAAGGUCACACAAAGAUUGUCCAGAUGCUCCUUGACAACAACGCAGACGUCAACGCCCCAGGUGGCUUUUACGGCGGUUCCCUCUAA